CUGAUGGGGAGAUGAGGAUGUCCUCCCCUUGUUAUUAGCUGGGGCCUGUCUCUCUUUCUGAAGUAGCUUGGAGUUGGAGGGCGAUACAGGGCAGUGGUAACUAAGACUUUAGUGGGUGAAAUCAGUAGAUUUUAUGAUGGAAUUGAAGCCAGCAGAGCAAAAAGUGAAUGGCAUCUUAAAGGAACCAAACUCUUAUAAAUUAGUCUGUGGGAGAUAUAUUAAAGUCCCUGAAGAGUCACAUGUGUUGCUGCUAAUGUUGUCCAUCAUUGCGGUUGCAGGCCUGUUAAAAACUUUUUUAAAGCACACCCGUGUGCCUAUCCUGGCAAUUCUUCUCGUAUUCGGAUUUAUUCUAGGACAAGUAGGCCGCCGGUAUAAAGAGGUUUCUAUGGUUAUUUAUCCUAUUCUAACUACCAAUAAUUAUGCACUUUUUCAUUUCUUCACUCCACUAAUAAUAUUUAUGGCUGCAAUGGAUAUGGACUUUUAUAUACUCAAAAAACUCUUCUGGCAGGUUGCCAUGCUUGGAUGUAGUAACUUUUUCAUGACGUUUAUUUUAAUUGGCUAUUUUACCCUGAAAUACAAUAAAUACAAAUGGGAGCUCGGCUCCUGUCUACUGUUUGGAGUUGUUCUUGGCAUUACAGAUCCUCUUCUGGCUGUGAGGCCCUUGAAAAAUCUUGGAGUUCCCAAAAUGUUAAUCGAUCUCAUUAGAGGAGAAGCGUUGGCCAGCUAUGGGAUUGCCUCAGUUAUACUUGGGAUUCUCAAAAAUGUGGAACUUCAGAGCCCUGUUCCAAAAGAGGCGCACAUUCUAUUAAAUUUAUGCCUCGACAUUUUUGGAAGCAUUUUAUUUGGAUUUUGGUGUUCCAAAGUCGUCCAGUACCUCUUGUCUGACAUUUUCAGUGACACAGUGGCUGAUAUCAAUGUGUGCUUCUCCAUGACAUAUUUCAUCUUCUAUGUCGCGGAGUGGUUGGGCAUGUCAGGAGUUGUUUCCAUCAUGACUCUGGGGCUGCUUUUAGAUUCCAUAAGCUUUAGACCAGGGAUUGAUGUCAUUGUUACAAGGUUCUUGAUACUUUUGACAUUUUUGUGCCAAGCUUUUAUCUGCUCUAUUAUUGGCAUAAUUCUUGGAUGCGAGGAUCUGAGCUAUUUGAAAUAUCACUCUGGAUUUUUCACCAUACUCACCUAUUUUAUCUUGAGCCUCGUAAGGGUAUUGACCAUUCUGCUAGUCAGUCCGCUUCUGAUGAACUCUGGCUUUGGAUUUAACUGGAGAUGGGGUUGCGUUAUUGUUUGUUCAGGCAUCAAAGGGUCACUCUGCUUAAUCUCUGCUCCGGCUUUUAAUGACAUGGUUAUGCCCAUGAAAUCUCCACCACAAGCGUUUUUAGCCCACAUAGUCGCUGCAACAAUAAUGACAAUGGUGUUAAAUUCGGAGCUGGUGAUUAGAUCAUCUGUAGUAUUAGGACUGUGUGUUGUGUCCAUCCCAAGGCAAAUGGCAGUGCACAAUGCCAUUCGACACAUAGGGGAGAUGGUGGACAAUACGAUUGCUUUAUCCAAAACGGAAAAAAUUUUAACAAAUGUUAUUUGGACCAAAGUAGAAGAAAUCACAAAAAUUGAAUACCCUGUGCAAUACAUGGCAGCUCAGAUAAAGCAGAAUCUUGGGGAAGAAACCAUGUCCAACAUAGAAGAAGGUUUAUUGGAGGAAGCCAGAAUGCACGUAUCUAUAAUACAGAUGAGCAGCUUUGAGAAACAGUGUAAAGAUGGAAACCUGAAUGAGGAAGCGGCCCGGAUACUGAUUGGAGCAUCCAAAAGCUACAGUGCCACCAAAGGAAAAUUUAUGAGUAUUCAUGAUGUUUCAACUUAUGUGAAAACUAAAAGCAUGCUUAUGAGAGUAAAAAACCUACUGUUAUUUCUGGUAUACACUAACGAAAAGGAAAAAUUCACCCCACCCAAGAGCAAAUUUGCCUUUUUAGCAUAUCAUAUUGUAUUUUCAGAUGAAUUUGAAUAUGCAGGACACAUUCUAUCGCUUCUAUAUGUUUAUCCCAUGUUGAUGUACCUAUUGCCAGUUGUGAGAGCUGUCAAUAUGAUUGGCCUGAUAAUAGUAAAUUACUAUUUCGUUCUGUUGUAUAUCAUGGAGGCAGUGCUGAAGAUAGCAGUUAUGAAAAAGAAGUAUUUCAGUUACAAUUGGAAUCAGAUGGAAAUUUUCAUCAUAUUACACGGACUUGUGGAUAUCUUUUUUGUGCAUUUUGUCACAUUAAUAGGUGAAGAUCCAGUGAUAGUUCGGAUUACAACAGUCUUGGGGUACUUUAGAUUUUUUAGAUUUCUGCGUAUUCUUAAGAUGAUACUCCCCACGCUGAUAGAGCUAAUAGAAGCGCAAAUCAAAAAGCGGCUCAGCUUGAUGUACAGUCUCACAAAGGGCUAUAUCAGAAGUCAAGAAGAUAUUAAGCGUUUAAUUAGACAAAUUGCUGGCCAAGAGCCCGUUUCUCAGAAACUCUAUGAAAUUUUGGAAAAGAACAAAGAGGAAGCAAUCAAAGAACUAGGUCUGAUAGAACACGAGUGUCGUGAUGUCGUCAUUGCUCUGAAAACCAAGCAGGCUAUCCGCAGUGUGCUCGGGAAAGCUUUGAAAAAUCUAAGAUUCCUCCGGUCAAGGGGCAUUAUCGAUAAAAUAGAAGGAACCAAGAUGAACAAGAUAUUUCUUUCCAAAAUUAAAGAGCUGAAUUACUUUCCUACGGUAAUUCCUCCCCCAACUCCUGAGAAAUUUCUACACAAUAUUGUUUGGCUGGAGGAUAAGGAUGUCCUCAUUGAGUUCUUUAAGGAAAAAGCUCAUCUGGCCUGUUUUGACUAUGGGGCAGUCAUCUGUAAAGAAGGUGAAAUGCCUCAAGGAAUCUACCUGAUUAUUUCAGGAAUGGCAAGCCUGCAUGGUACGCGCCUCAAGUUUGGAAUCGACCCCCAAGUGUGCCGCGAUUCAGGAAACACCAAGACAAGGUUUACAGAUUACUGUACCAGUGGUGACAUCAUAGGAGAGUUGAGCUGCCUAUUAAAGCAGGAACUUGAAUUCACUGCUACGUGUGAGACAAUUCUACAGGCUUGUUUUAUCUCUCUGGAGGAUCUAUAUGAAGGUUUUGAUGUGUUCUGGCCAUUCCUGGAAUAUAAAAUGUGGUUAAAAAUUGCCCUCAACAUUGCCUGUCAGUAUUUUGAGGAGUACCUGGCUUGUGAGGAACUAGCCUAUCAGAAGGUUGUGGAGUUUAAUAAUAUCUAUGUGGAGACUUUAUUAAGUUACAAUGAGUUGAGUAUUUAUGAUAACACUAUGGAGCACGUUUUUAUAGUACACGGAAGUGUGAUUGAUGUUCAUACAGAAGCUUCAUAUUACGCUCCCUGCCUGAUACCUAAAAACUGUACCCAGAUCCAGGGUACUUCGGAAAUAAGCAAACUGCUGGUUGUCCGGGCACCAGAAAGCGUGUUGAAAUCUGACAGCAGCUCGCAGGGAUUAAAUGUAGAGCAGGUGUAUUUAUCCAGUGGUCGGAGACGGGUCAGCUUAAGAGAUCUGAUUAAGAAUCAGGUGGAAAGUAAAUGGGUUCGAAGGAAUGAAGGGAUCAAAAGAGCCUCCCAUUUUAGGAGACGAUUUUACUAAGGGCUCCUUCUAUGUGAUCUCAUCAGCUCUUGGCCAAAGAUCAUGAAGUAAUAUCCAGGUUUAUGGAAUAUUUCUGAAGGACAAUAAAAAAAACCCCCAGAAUUUCAAAACUAAUCCCAACUGUACUCAUUUCACCAGAAAAGAGGAUGAGGUGCCUCUACUAGUUCUGCUUUUAGAACAAGGUUUAAUCUCAG
Tachyglossus aculeatus (Australian echidna) is the source of this 3810-nucleotide messenger RNA. It is a transcript of the gene SLC9C2, whose product is annotated as solute carrier family 9 member C2 (putative). Gene Ontology annotation, biological process: proton transmembrane transport. Lineage: Eukaryota; Metazoa; Chordata; Mammalia; Monotremata; Tachyglossidae. Gene Ontology annotation, molecular function: sodium:proton antiporter activity. The record is from RefSeq and is a predicted model, not a curated record. The transcript is spliced from 28 exons. Gene Ontology annotation, cellular component: membrane. Bases 134 to 3616 code for a protein of 1160 amino acids.